UCGAUUGUACCGGUCGAUCUGUUUGACAGCGCACACAGUUGGUCCAAUGUCUACAAAUUGUUUAACGUUCGCCGUAACACUGUUGAUGCUAACUAGUGCUACCGACGGGAAGUUUGUCAUCAGCAGAAUUGAUGGUCAACUUACAUCGGUAAGUAGUGCUCGUGGUCAGUGCGUAACGGUCAGUGCCUGCGCACUCGCUUAAACCGAAUGGCACUAACUUUCCUGCAGAUAGAGCUCAUCAGCAAGUACGGCUACCGUGGCCAGACGUACACGGUCACAACAGCCGACGGUUACAAGCUCGGCGUUCAUCGGAUAACACGAAAGCAGGGCCCCGAUCCGGACCGGCUGCCGGUACUGCUGGUGCACGGUUUGCUCGGCAGCUCGGCCGACUGGCUGGUGAUCGGACCGGAGGAUGCGCUAGCCUACCAGCUGGCCAAAGCGGGGUACGACGUGUGGCUGAUCAAUACGCGCGGCAAUCGCUACUCCCGCCAGCACGUGCAGCUGUCACCGAGCGAUGCGGCCUUCUGGAACUUUACCUGGCACGAGAAGGGCAUCUACGAUCUGCCGGCCGUGAUCGACUACAUGCUAAACGACACGAAACACCCGGCCGGGCAAAUUUACUACAUCGGCUACUCCGAAGGUACUACGGCUUACUUCGUGAUGACGAGCAGCCGGCCCGCGUACAACCGCAAGAUCCGGUUGGCACACGCGCUCGCGCCGUCCGUGCUGCUGGAUAGUGUGCGCAGCCCGGUGCUAAACUCGCUGGUCGAUAAUGCGCAAGUUAUCAUGCCACUCGCGUUCACUACGAACCUGGUGGAGCUGCUGCGCUGGUCGGAACAGCAGAGCGGCAUGCUGCAAACGAUGUGUCCACCGGAGACGAAGAGAAACCCGUGCGUCGUGCUGUUUGAUAAUCUGUUUGGCCCCAAUCCGGAAUCACUCGAUACGAAUGCCAUUCAAUCGUUGGUUGGUCACUGUCCGUCCGGGGCAGCGGUUAAGGAGGUCUACCAUUACCACCAGGUCAUACAGAAUGGAAUAUUUCGACCGUACCAGGAAAGUGCCGUGGAUCGCAUCGUCGUGCCGUACAACCUUAGUGCCUCGGACGUCCCGGUGCACAUCUACUACGGCAUGAAUGAUUGGAUCAUUCAUCCGAAAAAUGUGCGAAAGUUUACCGCUGCGCUGCCGAACAUUCGCGAGUUACGCGCUGUCGGGGGUAAAAAAUUUACCCAUCUCGAUUUUAUCGCUGCCAAGCGCAUUAGAACGGUCCUUUAUACUAAAAUCAUGGCAAAUCUGCAGACUGAUCUGGUUGAGCUUUACGACAAUUAGAGAAAAGUUAAACUGCUAUCGAGGUGGGUCCGGUGUAUAGGACAUGACUAUUUUGAAAUCAAAGAAAUACAUUCUCGUUGAAUAAAUAGUACUUCAUCAUGGCCAUUAAAUACAAUGUUUAUCAACAUUGUCCUCUCACAUUUAAAUAACACUAGAAGUGAAU
Molecule: messenger RNA, 1486 nt
Organism: Anopheles coluzzii
Lineage: Eukaryota; Metazoa; Arthropoda; Insecta; Diptera; Culicidae
Product: lipase 1-like
Exons: 2
Coding region: 208-1323 (371 amino acids)
Molecular function (GO): hydrolase activity, acting on ester bonds
Source: RefSeq, a predicted model, not a curated record